GCGGAGAGCGCCAGUGCGUGCUUGUGUUUCUGGUUCCGGUGCAGGUUAGCAGCGAGGGAAAGGCAGCUCAGAGAGGUUAAGAUGGCUACUUGGAUAAAGCCUAGGGUGGCCCCAACACACAAACUCAGCGCAGAUGGAACUACAUAUGUAGCUGCAGAAUACAAUGUUCCCAGAGAAGCUUUGCAAAGAACGAAUGAAGUUGUGGAAUAUUAUGGUGGUUAUCCUGAAGGUUACACUGCGGAGGAUUACAACUACACCUGGAGUGAAGCCUGCAGACCAGAUGAUGGGCGUCGAGAAGAGCUUUAUCAACAGUUCUAUAAAGAAUUAGAAGAUGACUACAAUAAAGAAAAACAUGCUGACUGUGUUGUCAUAGCCUUAAGCAAGCAACAGGGGGAUUAUGCCAAACUAGUAGGACGACGAGUACAAGAACUGGGCCUUCUCGUGGAUUUGUUAUAUCUUAAGUUAGAGUUGGCCCUUGAUACUGCACUGAAAGAUGUUCGUGAAGAAGGUUCCCCGUUUUGUGUUGUUGUGAGUGGAGAACAUCAGACUCUUUCAUCUUGCACAGUGAUUAUUUUGUAUGCUGGCCACAAAGAACAUCGUAAUAUGCCCUUGGAAGACGCUUUGGACCUGAUUUCACGUGAACAUCAACGUAUAUUUGGUGAAACUUUGGAAAAAGAACGACUUGAAAUUGCACACAAAGCGGCUAAUUUGGCAGAUGAUUAUCUUCAUCGUGAAUCUUACUCUGAAAGUCAUGUUGUGCCAAGCACCAUCCGACAUCUUCUAUUUCUGCUUGGUGAUGGAAAACAUCUUUAUGCCGAGGAGCUGCAAGCAGUUAUUGAGUACUUGAGCAAACGAAAAGAGGAUGUUGAAGCUGAGGUGAACAAUACUUGGCAAAACUAUCAAGAAGAGAGAACUGAAGCCUAUCAAUGGCCACAUGAAGCAUCUCUUGUUCAACAAGCUACUGGAACUGAGAGUUACUAUGACGUAGGCAGUGUUUCACAAACUUCCAGCAAGCCCAAGCCCCUCCUUCCAACACCAGUCAGGCCUCCCCUUUUGGGCCAUGCUCCUCUUUCUCAGAAAAAAACGCCUCUUUUGGGUGAUCGUCCAAUUAGGGCUCUUCUGCCUGCUCCAGGUCAUCCAUUAAAAUUAGGUGCUAGACUCCAGUUGCAGUAAAGAAUAACGACUUGAAAGCAUUGGAAUGCACACUGCAUUGGAAUAGAGUUUGUAUGUUCAAUACAACAUUAUUUGAAGAGCACCAGAAGUAUACAGCACCAUACCGUACUAAUACCAUGGGAUACUUUGAUGAAUAGUCACAGACUGUGAAUUGUAAACUGUAGUAUUUUAGCAUUUUAGAACGAUCCCAUUGUAAGUUCAAAUUUCUUUUAAAGGUGUAUGCCAAUGUCAUGUACAAGGACCAUUUUUUUUGUAAUUUAUCAACGUCGCCAUGAAUAGUUUUGAAAAGGUUGGGAAAAUCCCUUUGAUAAAUGUAUCUUUUGCAAUGGUUGUUUAUUAUUUCAUUUGUUGGAUUGCUUGUUCAAAAAUUUCCCUUCUGUUAAAAAUCUCUUUUUACAAAGUUUUAUUGUAUGGUGAUUUUUUUUAAAUGGCGACAUAAAAUGUACUCUACAAUGCCUUUGGACACAAACUCCUUCCAUGUGAGUAUGUCUAUGAAAGUAAAUUGAUCAAGUAUCACCAUACAAUAUUAUCUUGGCCAGAUUUGUACAACUGUUAACUUGACUGCUUUUUUGUACUGAGCAUUGUAACAGUGCUGCAUUAAUUUGAUGAGAAACAAUAUGUUCAGUAGAUUCCAAUUAAAGUAAUUAAAUUUAUUUAAUGUAUUGAAAUACA
Messenger RNA from Mobula hypostoma (lesser devil ray), 1845 nucleotides. Its product is annotated as nuclear receptor coactivator 5-like. The record is from RefSeq and is a predicted model, not a curated record. The transcript has 10 exons. NCBI's taxonomy places the organism in Eukaryota, Metazoa, Chordata, Chondrichthyes, Myliobatiformes, Myliobatidae. Bases 82 to 1173 code for a protein of 363 amino acids.